ACAAGAGAGACUCCGUCAGUGUUCAUCACAUCAGUGGGUGGGACACGUUCGAUUUCUCUGUCAGAGACUGUAAGAGAGUCAGUCACUCAAGAUGACGCACCAGUUCCCCACGCUCUCCGAGGCGCAGAAGAGGGAGCUGCAUGAGACUGCUCUACGCAUAGUUUCUCCAGGGAAGGGCAUCCUGGCUGCAGAUGAGUCUGUGGGCAGCAUGGCCAAGCGGCUGGCCCAGGUGGGAGUGGAGAACACGGAGCAGAACCGCAGGCAGUACCGGCAGAUUCUGUUCAGUGCAGACGAUCGCAUCAACAACUGCCUUGGCGGCAUCAUCUUCUUCCACGAGACGCUGUACCAGCACUCUGACAACGGCGUCCCCUUCGUCAAAAUGAGCAGGGACAGGGGGAUCCUGGUCGGUGUCAAGGUUGACAAGGGAGUCGUCCCCCUGGCAGGAACUUGUGGGGAAACCACCACACAGGGGCUGGAUGGUUUGUCGGAGCGCUGUGCACAGUAUAAGAAGGAUGGAGCGCUGUUUGCAAAGUGGCGCUGCGUGCUGAAGAUCAGUGACACCAAUCCAUCUAAACUGGCAAUCACAGAAAAUGCAAACGUUCUUGCACGCUACUCUAGUAUCUGCCAGCAGCAUGGUAUUGUGCCCAUCAUAGAGCCAGAGAUCCUGCCAGAUGGAGAUCAUGACCUGAAACGCUGCCAGUACGUCACUGAGAAGGUCCUGGCUGCCGUGUACAAAGCCAUGUCGGACCACCACGUGUACCUGGAAGGCACCCUCCUCAAACCCAACAUGGUGACACCUGGACACAGUUGUUCCACCAAGUACAGCCCGGAGGAGGUUGCUAUGGCGUCCCUCACCGCCUUGCGCCGCACCGUUCCUCCGGCGGUCACAGGAGUGGCUUUUCUCUCAGGCGGGCAGAGUGAGGAGGAGGCCUCUGUCCACCUCAACGCCAUCAACAACUGCCCUCUGGCCAAACCCUGGAUCCUGACCUUCUCCUUUGGCCGAGCCCUGCAGGCGUCCGCACUCCGAGCCUGGAGAGGACACAAAGAGAAUGAGAAAGCCGCCACUGAGCAGUUCAUCAAGAGAGCCGAGGUGAACAGCCUGGCAUGUCAGGGGAAGUACACAGGUGGAGAUAACUGUGGUGAAGCUCACCAGUGUAAUUAUGGAUCCUGUUACGCAUACUGAACGAUAUGAGAAGCCAUAUUUACGUUAGCAUUGCCAUAAUAAAACAUUUCACAGAGGAGCUGUCAUGUAGCUUCUAGGUACAAUAUUUCUCAUGAGGAUGUUGCAUGAAAACAAGGCAGCAGAUUUUCUUGCCUUGACAAAUGAGGACAAUCAGGACAUGGCCUUGGAUACUUCAAAUAAAUGAUGUACUGGAUGAAAGAUGUUUGCUUUACAUUUGUGAGUGAUAAACAGUAUGGUCUUAACUUUGGCUGAGCCAUAAUUAAAGCUUUAAAAUCCUGCAUUUAAUACUUAGUUUUGCAACUGCUAACUGGCCAUUUCCUGUAGGUAAAUUGAAAUGAACCCGCAGAAGAAGAAUAUUAGUUUCUGUCACAGCUGAAGGUCUGAUGUAGAAUUCCCCACAUGUUACGUGGAAGUUUGUCUGUGUAGAUUUCUCCUUGUUUAGUUUUACUAUUUAUUUAGCCGUGAACACGCACUCUUAGAAUUACUGCACCAGAUUAACUUCAGGCUAAUUUUCAUCUGAAAGUCCUUGGGCAAAAAGUAGGCUACUCUCAGCAGAACAAUAAAACACAACUUUGUGAUUAUGGUGUGUUAUCAUUCUAAAGAAUAUUCUUUGUGUCCUAAAGUCUAAAUGAAAUAGUUCAAAUGAAUGUAUUCAAACAAUAAAUCAGUGCUUGGGCAAAGUCUGAUAUUGUGUUUUUAUGCUU
Molecule: messenger RNA, 1887 nt
Organism: Paralichthys olivaceus (Japanese flounder)
Lineage: Eukaryota; Metazoa; Chordata; Actinopteri; Pleuronectiformes; Paralichthyidae
Gene: aldoca
Product: aldolase C, fructose-bisphosphate, a
Biological process (GO): glycolytic process; fructose 1,6-bisphosphate metabolic process
Cellular component (GO): cytosol
Molecular function (GO): fructose-bisphosphate aldolase activity
Source: RefSeq, a predicted model, not a curated record